This is a messenger RNA of Punctularia strigosozonata HHB-11173 SS5, 4332 nucleotides long. RefSeq lists its product as uncharacterized. Gene Ontology annotation, molecular function: GTPase activator activity. The record is from RefSeq and is a predicted model, not a curated record. Gene Ontology annotation, biological process: positive regulation of GTPase activity; negative regulation of TOR signaling; regulation of small GTPase mediated signal transduction. NCBI's taxonomy places the organism in Eukaryota, Fungi, Basidiomycota, Agaricomycetes, Corticiales, Punctulariaceae. Gene Ontology annotation, cellular component: TSC1-TSC2 complex; cytoplasm; nucleus. The coding region runs from base 24 to 4286 and encodes 1420 amino acids. The transcript has 3 exons.
CCGCGGUAGACUUCGCAAUCCAGAUGUAUCUCACCAUCCUCAGGCCGAAGCUUGAAGAAUUAUCGGCCAUCCCAUUCGAUGCCGUGCUACCGACUCUCUUCCGUGCAUUGGCCCACUAUGCGUCGCCUCUUCCGACGUUGUCGUCAGCUGCAAGUCAGCGUCAGCCGCCUUCCACUCUGGAGCGCAGGAUAACGGAAAUUUUGGACGCCAUGUUCUCCGGUAGACAUUAUUUUGCGUUCUUCCAAGCGCUCAAGCAACAGUUGCAUCCACCAUCAGACCCGAAUGCAGAUAUACAUGAGGCUAUUCAGAUCUCCCUGGGUGCAUUCAGGACCGUACGGGUCCACGUACGUCAACACUUGUUGAACCGUCUGACCCGCUCCUACCAGUUGCAGGGAGCGGGAUACUAUUCUGAUGGUUUGGAGCCGGCUUUAUCUGCCCCGAUCGAAGAAGAAUCCCCGUUCACAUGGGAUCCUGAGAAAUGGAGUGGUGUGCUCUGCUCCGCGACCGAGGCAUGGAUCAACUCCGGAAUUGAUGUGCGCGAGUUGGACCCCAUUCUGGACGAAGUAGCUGGGAUCGUCAAAGACGCAUUCUCGGAGCACGAGCAGAGACAGGACGAUGAAGCGCUUGAUGAGGAGGAAUCCAGGACGUUGGCAAUGCUCCUGCAGAGCCUUGUUCUCGCUGUACCUCGAAUGCGGCUAGAAGAAGCUUCUCCAGUUACGCUUCCUCUUGCACAACCAAGGCUUGCACCGACGGCAUUCCUCCGCACGCUGUGCUCGAUUCUAGCCUGUGAUCCGGCUACUAUCACGCUGAAUCCCCCGCUUUUCGUGAUCAUGUUGUCCAUCGCCGAACAUCUUUCGGACGAGGAUACAUCCAAGCUGCCGUCGCUCAUGCUUGCGAAUCAAAUGUUGUCACCCACCUCCAUCGACUGGCUCGAGAACUGGGGUAUGCUCUUAAGCAAGUCCACUCUGUAUGGCUCAGAUCGUUCGUUGACACGGGCGGAGGUGAUGAAGACGCUCCAUGCGGUAUAUGCAGCGGUGAAAGAUAUCUCGAUCUACAGGCGGCCUCUGGCGGACGUCAUUCUUCAAUUCUGGACCGAGUACCUGCAUCGUGAGGACGCCAGCGACGAUGACGGUGGCAUGGUCUGGUGUAUAAUGGCAGACGUCGUUGUACGCAGGACUGUAGAGAAAUCGGAGGCAGAUGAAGAAGCGGAAUCGCUUCCCGACGGCGAGGAAUUCUUGCAGGUUAUCGUUGCCUUCGCGUCCGAGCCCGGAAGGCCUCCUGCUGAAGUCUUUCCAACCACCUUGCCCACCAGCGUGUCGAGCCCGAUCCCGACCCGCUCACCAAGUGAAUAUCAACCAGCGCAGUCAAUGGCGCUGGUUAUGUCUCGCAUCUCGUCGUUCGUUAAUCCCCCCAACGUCCCGCCCUCUGCCGCACCCUCACAGUCGGUCGACGAACCGCUGACGCCGCCCACGCCUCCGCCAAUUUUACCUCGAUCAGUUCUGGCUGUGGCGGCCUUGGUGUCCGUUUUCAGUCAGCUGGCCUUCACCCCACACGUUCUCUCGGAUCAAAACCUGAAGAUGGCCGUCAGGGUUUACAAUAUCCUCUUGGACGUCCUGAAGAACGGAACUGGAUGCUCUUCGGCGAGGAUCGCCGUCCUGCAGUUCUUGAUGCGGCUUCGCGCGGAUCGUGAUCACCGCUUAUACUACGUGAAGCGCCGUUAUGACAAGGAUGGUCACAUCCGGACUCUCGCCGGCUUCAUUGGGCGCACAGCGCGCACACCGUCAGAAAUUGCCGAAGUGACAACUUCAACGUCAAAGGACGAAGCGGAUAGCCGUCCAGCGCGUGCUCGCGUGGCGAACAGGGAAGACCGAAGGGCUUCGCGUGGGCGUGGGACGCAACCAAGUUCGGUCUCAACAGGCAGUCGUAGUCGCUCUAGAGCAUCUACGCAUCCGCUGCCUGCACCAAGGUUGCCUCCGAAGCCCAGAGAACCCCUUUGGAUGUAUCCGGAGUCACCCCCGUUCUCGAUCACGGAUAUGGACACGGCGAGCGAGAAGCUCAGUGCCUACGAUCCGGACGGUCCAGAAAUGCGGGCACUGCUCCCGACGUCCAAGUACCUCUCAGUCUUGUUGACCAUUAUCGAAAACGAGAAGGACUGGGAGAUACUGUCGUACGUUCUCUGCCACUUUCCGGUCCAGCUCGGCAACAAGCAUCUGUUCUGCGGUCCAAGAUCUCGCGGCGUUAUAUCCGAUAUCCUCAACGCGCUGUGCAGGGGCCUCUCGCAACGAACUCUUGGAACAGCGGUGGAGUCCUGGCCACCUGGCCUCAAGGCUGGAGACGCCCAGGGGCUCGCAUACCACACGUUAUCCAUCCUGAUCUCGUACCGGCGAUGUUUCACCAUAAAGCAACAACAUAUGCUGGUCGAAGUCCUGCAGGAAGGACUGACAGUCACAGGCCAGAUGGCGACCAUCAAGUGUUGCCUUCACGCCCUAUCCCUGGCAGCCUUCGAGUUUACGUCAAGUAUGACAAGAUACCUCACGCAAAUAUUCGAAAAAUUAUCUCAAAUCAUGUCUAAUCCCGAGAUGGCCGUUCAUAUCAUCAAUUUCCUAUCCAUUGUAGGCUCCCUCCCCAAAUUGCACGCUAAUCUAACCCAGGACGAUUUCCGCCUCGUUUUCGGAGUGGCGCUACAGUAUCUCCAGACUCAUAACCCGAAGGCCGACACUGCCCUUACGAUCUCUUGGGCCCUAGCCCAGCAUUUACGGAUCAUGUCAUAUUAUCUUGUUUACCUCUGGUUCCUGAACGUCAGCCUGCCAGACAGGCCACACCACAUUCGUUUCAUUACGCGCCAGCUUCUUCUCGCAAACGAAGGCAACACGGAGAUUGAUCCAUCCACCGAGGUCGCCUUUGAUUGGCUUGCUCGUUAUACAUACGCGAGCGCUGAUCCCCGCCCAGCAAGUUCCGUGCUCGACGACAUUGUCAUGAAACCCGAGAGGACAGGAGAGCGCAGUUUACCCGAGAAGUCGUGGUUACUCGGUUACACCAUCAUCACCAUUCGAGCAUUGCCCAGAAGGGGUUGGAUCGCGGUGGAGGCUCGUCGUCCUUCAGGCUUUACCAAGUUCCUCUGCAGGACGGCGAACGUGCCGAUGGUUGGACCCGGGGACGUUGAUCCGGAUAUGAUUUCUCUGCCGGCAGCCUUCAUGGCGAACAGAGAUCUCCGUCCUCCUGCCGCACCUGGUCAGGAGGAAACAGGCGAUUCAAUGCCUCAUGAAGUCGCUCCCGUGCUCCGUGGAUCAAAUGAAGACGACAAUGAUCCAACGCCGCCGCCUCCUGAUUCCGUGACAGGAUACGUCUGGAGGGGUAGUGCUCCCUCCCAGCGUAGAAAAGACGUUGCCAUCGAUCCCUCGUUCUUCCCUCUACAGCUAUCCCCAUAUCCUGCCAUAAACGGCGUUCACCGAGGCACCAUCGUCCGGGAUGAGGUUGCAUUAGGGCGGCUUGUGCGCACGUUGGAACGCAUGCCCGUCAUUGACACGCACAAAGUAGGCAUCAUGUACGUCGCGCCAGGCCAGACGCACGAAACGGAGAUACUGCGCAACACACAUGGCUCUCCUGCGUACACCCGUUUCCUGGAAGGCUUAGGGCGGCUGAUCAACCUGCGAGGCCAAAUGGACGUAUACGCCGGGAACCUAGACCCGGACCGCCAUGGUGAAUAUGCCUACGCCUGGUGGGACGACAUUGGGCAAAUUCUGUUCCAUACCGCUACGCUCAUGCCGACACACCUUGACGACCCUGAUUGCAACGAGAAGAAAGCCCACAUUGGCAACGACAACAUCCGCAUCGUCUGGAACGAUUCAGGCAUGGAGUACAAGUUCGACACGCUCGCAACCCAGUUCCAGUUCGUGAACAUUGUAAUCGAACCGCACUCUUGGGGCCCUAUCGCUGCAUACUCUAACAAUUUGCACGAGAUGGAGUACUUCAAGCUGAAGGUCCAACGAGCGGACGGCAUGCCGGAAUUUUCGCCUGUCGGGGACUUCAAGCUGAUCUCGGCCGACAGCCUUCCCCUGAUGGUUCGGCAGAUCUGCCUACUAGGGGACUGGUUUGCCUCUGUUUUCAAGGACACAAACUUCGAUAAAGAUCGGGUGGAGGUGCAGACGAAUUGGAGGUCUCGUCUCGAUGCUAUCAAAAGGUUCAGAAACCAAUUACCGGAUCCAACUCCACCAGAGCCGGAAGUGGAACCUCAGGAAGGAUUGCUACGGGAAGAAAUGUACCGGGACUUCUCUGCGUUUUACUGAUAGGAUAAAUGUAUAAGUAACACUGUAAAACAAUCGUGUAUCUCAC